Molecule: messenger RNA, 858 nt
Organism: Fraxinus pennsylvanica
Lineage: Eukaryota; Viridiplantae; Streptophyta; Magnoliopsida; Lamiales; Oleaceae
Source: the annotation of a GenBank genome assembly
AUGGUAAGUGUACAAUUCACUGGGGUACCUACGAUUCUUGAACUUUAUAAAGCUUCACAAGUGACAAUACUCGAAGACGAAAAUGUUCUUGAGAAAAUACAUGCUUGGACGAGCACUUUUCUGAAACAACAGUUGCAAAAUCAUACUGUUGUUGACAAGAGAUUAAGGAAGGAGGUGGAAUAUAGUUUGAAGACUUUCAAUGCCACACUGGAAAGAGUUGAAAGUAGGCGAAGCAUUGAGCAAUAUGACGUAUCUGAGGCUCGUACUGCAUGUGCAAAAGCUGCUAUUCUUUCAACCUGUAUUGAUGAUUUGUCUGACCAUUAUGGAUCUAAAGAGGAAUUAAUCAACAUGAUCAAAUUGGUAAAAAAGUGGGAUGAACAGCCAACAACUGGUUACUGCUCUGAAGUAGUAAAAAUUUUUUACUCAGCACUAUACCACCAAUUAAAUGAGUGGGCGGCCAAGGCUUUAGUUAAGCAAGGCCUGUGUAUUAAACAAGUUCUCAUUAGGCAGUGGCUUGAUUUUCUCAAUAGUAGCAUGAAAGAAGUGGAGUGGUGGAGUAAUAACACGAUACCAACAGUCGAGGAAUACCUGUCUAAUGCGUGGAUGUCUAUUGCUGGUGAGGCUUGUGUUUUCCCACCGCUCCUUUUUCUUGGACCAAAAUUACCCGAGAACCUAUUGUCAACUGAAGAGUACCAUAAUAUGUGCAAGCAUGUUUCUUUAGUUUUCCGACUUCUCAAUGAUGUCCGAACUUUUGAGGUAUUACUUAGAUGUGAAACUUCGGACCCUAUUGGUUGUGAUAUUAAUCUUACGGAGGGAACUAGAGAGCUACGCCCACUGGUAGUAGUAUUCUUUUUAUAG